GGAACUGUUCAGGAGCACUUUAUCUCUCUGGCUGCUGUUGGAACACCCCGCCCCGCCGAGCGCUGUCAGGACAUUUCUCUGGGCCGUCCUAGACAAUGAAAAGUUUCCUGGGAAACUUCUGAUAAAGGAGGCAGUAGCAGCUGAAGCGCACGAUUCCUGUCUUGAACCUGCCCACCACAGAGUCGGUCUUUCACGACGGCAGGCUGACAAAGCCUCCACACUUAGAGAGAGACAAAAAAGCAGGAGGGAAACUCAACUGAUAAGUGCCAUGGAGGGUGAAGACAUUUAUGACUAUUACCAGAACAGUUAUUAUAAUGGGACUGACAGCGACUACAGAAAUUACAGCAUCAACUAUGACGAUUAUUAUCAUAUAUGUCAGAAGGAUAACGUUAGACGGUUUGCCAAGUAUUUCCUGCCAGUGUUCUAUGCGGUCACUCUGAUCAUCGGGCUUGCUGGAAAUUCACUGGUGGUGGCCGUUUACACCUACUACAAAAAGCUCAAGUCGAAAACUGACCUGUACAUCUUGAAUCUGGCCAUUGCUGACUUGCUGCUUCUCAUAACUCUCCCCUUCUGGACAGUCUAUGCAAUCCAUGGGUGGAUAUUAGGGGUGGCCAUGUGUAAAAUCUCCUCAGCUCUCUUCGUCAUGAACUUCAGCGCUGGCAUGCUCUUCCUCGCCUGCAUCAGCGUUGACCGAUACCUAGCCGUCUCCAAGGUGACGAGCUCUCCGGCCGUCAGCAGCAAGGGCAAGGUGGUCUGCGUUUGCGUCUGGGCGGCGGCCAUCUUGCUGAGCGUCCCCGAUUUCGUCUUCACUUCGGUGCACGGGACUGAAGGCAGGGAGCUGUGCAUCUCCGUCUUCCCCUUGCACAUGGCCCGCUCGGCCAAGGCCACCAUCCAGAUCUUCGAGAUCCUCAUAGGUUUCGCCAUCCCAUCGCUGGUCAUGCUGUACUGUUACUCGGCGGUGGCAAAGGCCGUGUGCAGAGCUCCGAGCGGGAAGAAACGCGGACCCCUGCGAGUCCUCCUCGCUGUCGUGGGGGUCUUCUUCCUGACCCAGCUGCCGUACAACACCGUCAGGUUCUGCCGUCUGCUCGACCUGUUGCACACGCUCAUCAGUGAAUGCGACAGCAGCAAGAGGAUGGACAUCGCCGUCCAGGUGACAGAGACCAUCGCUCUCUUCCACAGCUGCCUCAACCCCAUCGUGUACGCCUUCAUGGGGGCGUCGUUCAAGGGCUACAUCCUGAGGGCGGUUAAAGAGUACGGUUACCACCGUAGACAUCGGAACACGUCCAUCGGUCUUGAGUGCUCCUUCAACUCCCUGUCUCAAUCUGAGCACACCAGCAGCUUCACCAUCUAGCAAGAUGACUGCACCAAGACUACACAAUCAGAGCUUCUACUGCGUUACCUGGGUAACCUUAUUGACCAAUAGAAACCCACCCCUUCACUCUCCCAACACCCUUCACUUGCUCAUUUUCACCACAGCCUUUGGAAGGCCAUUGGCAACAUUUUAGGAACAUAGGAUCACAGGAGGAAGAGUAGGCUAUUCAGCCCUUCCAACCUCUUCCACCAUUCAUUUGGAUCAUGACCGAUCUGUGACCUAACUCCUUAUACCUGCCUUUGGCCCAUAUUCUUAACAUCUUUGCUUGACCAGAUUCAUCUGUCUCAGAUUUCACAUAAACAAUUGAUCCAGUAUCUUGCUUCUUCCCUUGUUUUCACAGAAAUCUCAGAACCCCCACAGUGUGGAAGCAAGCCAUUCGGCUAAUCAAGUCCACACUGCAUCCCAGCCAGACCCUACCCUAUCUCUGUAACCCUGCAUUUCCACCUAACCUGCAUACCUUUGGACUGUGGGAAGAAACUGGAGCACCCAGAGGGAAUGCACACAGAACAGGGGAGAAAUAGCAAACUGCACACAGAGAGUCGCCUGAGGCUGGAACCGAACCGGGUCCCCGGCACUGUGAUGCAGCAUGGCUAACCACUGAGCCACCCCAAAGCUUGUUAUUAUUUCCCAGCCACCUCCCCCCUCCUCAUCCCCAUUCAAUUUUCUUUCUCUUCUGUUUCUACCCUCACUUUCUCCUUUAGCUGUUGCCAGGGCAACGCUCUCAGGUCUCCCUUUCCAGUCCCUGGAUUAAUCAUUGUCUCUCGACC
Chiloscyllium plagiosum (whitespotted bambooshark) is the source of this 2139-nucleotide messenger RNA. Its product is annotated as atypical chemokine receptor 4-like. Gene Ontology annotation, biological process: positive regulation of cytosolic calcium ion concentration; calcium-mediated signaling; immune response. The record is from RefSeq and is a predicted model, not a curated record. Gene Ontology annotation, molecular function: scavenger receptor activity; C-C chemokine receptor activity; C-C chemokine binding. NCBI's taxonomy places the organism in Eukaryota, Metazoa, Chordata, Chondrichthyes, Orectolobiformes, Hemiscylliidae. Gene Ontology annotation, cellular component: external side of plasma membrane; membrane.